GAAUGUAUUUCAGAAAUGUAUUUAUGCCCAUGUUUGAUUGCCGACCUCUGCUCUUUGCCUCUGUGUGUACGGUGUGAAGGAGAGGAAGAUACUGUUGAUGCUGGAGAGGAAAAUGAAGGAGAUGAAGCGAAGCCAAAGUUAAAGCCUGGUUUCGUGCCUGGCCUGGCAGCUCCAAAAAUCCCAGAUGGAGAAAAAGUAGACUUUGAUGACAUUCAUCGAAAACGAAUGGAAAAGGACCUGACUGAGCUCCAGACUCUGAUUGAAGCUCACUUUGAGAAGCGUAAGAAGGAGGAAGAAGAGCUUCUUAGCCUCACGGAUCGAAUUGAGAAACGCAGGUCGGAGAGAGCAGAGCAGAUGAAGAUCAGAGCAGAGAGAGAAAGAGAACGGCAGAACAAACUAGCUGAAGAGAAAGCGAGGAAAGAAGAGGAAGAGGCCAAGAAGAAAGCAGACGAAGAUGCAAGGAAGAAGAUGAUUCUGUCCAACUUGAGUUUCACUGGAUACAAGCAGACACAGACUGGCACAAAAAGACAAACGGAGAGAGAAAAGAAGAAGAAAAUCCUGAGUGAUCGACGCAAGGAGUUAGACAUUGACAACAUGAGAGAUGACAAACUCAAGGAAAAAGCGAAGGAGCUGUGGGACUGGAUGCGCCAGCUGGAGGCAGAGAAAUUUGAACUCCAGUACAAGUACACAAAGCAGAAGUAUGAGGUCACUGUGCUGAGAAACCGGGUCAGUGAUCAUCAGAAAAUUUCGAAGGGAAGCAGGAGCAAGCGAUGGUCUGAGGAAGUAACAUCUGACAUCAACUGGGGGAAAACGUCUGACAAUGAAAUAACAGAGUGACAGAAACUGAAUUACAUUGUUUUCGAAAUACUUGAACAUGCAAGAACAAAGUUACAAUUAUGAAUAUAACCUAAGAUGCUCUUAAACAAGCUACCUGUGAAAUGAUGUGCAUGCUGAGUUCACCUGCAGAAAUGCAGUAGUAUAACAAAGUUUCUGAUUGUAGACUGAUCAGGCGAUGUGUUGCAGCUUCUGUUUAUUUAAGGGAUUUGAGGCGUGUAACCUAGUAUAAUGGUUUCAGUGACUGAAAGGAUAAUAACCACUGAAUGUGCCACUUAAAAUACUCAAAGUGAUGGAGACACUAAUUAAUUGAAUCUUGUGUGUAUUUUGUGAUUUUGUGACUACAGCAAAUAAAAAAUACUUUAUUUAGCAAACCAA
Molecule: messenger RNA, 1212 nt
Organism: Lates calcarifer (barramundi perch)
Lineage: Eukaryota; Metazoa; Chordata; Actinopteri; Centropomidae
Gene: tnnt2b
Product: troponin T type 2b (cardiac)
Exons: 11
Coding region: 16-837 (273 amino acids)
Biological process (GO): sarcomere organization; regulation of muscle contraction; cardiac muscle contraction
Cellular component (GO): troponin complex
Molecular function (GO): troponin I binding; tropomyosin binding; troponin C binding
Source: RefSeq, a predicted model, not a curated record